Penaeus indicus is the source of this 2190-nucleotide messenger RNA. RefSeq names its product death-associated protein 1-like. Lineage: Eukaryota; Metazoa; Arthropoda; Malacostraca; Decapoda; Penaeidae. The transcript is spliced from 3 exons. Gene Ontology annotation, biological process: negative regulation of autophagy; apoptotic signaling pathway; cellular response to amino acid starvation. Gene Ontology annotation, molecular function: death domain binding. The coding region runs from base 239 to 547 and encodes 102 amino acids. The record is from RefSeq and is a predicted model, not a curated record.
ACCUUCCUUUAACAAAAGAGAAUGUCCACGGCGGCCAAUUCAACCGGCCAUUGAUUGGAAACCCCCCAUCGAGUCCUUACGUGACUAAAGCGAGGGAUUUGAACUUGGCGGCUGUUGCCAGGUCGGCCCCUUCCCCCAGCGACGCACAAUCAGCACACGGGGACUUGACAGCUGUUGGCGAGGACGAGGAACCUGUGACCUGUGACUUGUUCUUCGCUCUCUCACGCACUCCUGCACUAUGUCAUCCUCCGAGGAAGUGGAAUAUAAGGCCGGACAUCCUCCCGCAAUGAAAGUUGCUGGUGUCCGCCAUCCCCCAAGACGGAAGAGUGCAGAGGAGAGGCCUCGCAGGGACAGUGAUAAGGAUGUGGAGCAGAUUGUAGCAAGGAGCCCCCUGAAGCCUCCGACUACAGUUGCACCUGUGUUAGGGAACUUGGAAAAAGACUACCCAAUAGCAGCUGUGAAACACACACAUGAAAAACCUGUGCCAACACACACUCCCCGUAAUACUGCAAAUGUUGCCCCAAUUAUCCAGCAGCCAAGGAAGUAGAAAGUAGUUUUAUGAUGGAGCUAUGUGCAUCCAAGCCAUCCUAGAUUAUUCUCCUCAUUUCAGGUGGUCUGAGUGCUGUAAACCUGUAUUCAGGGCUCAAAUGAUAAACUACAGGGAUUUUUUUUUUCUUUUUCUUUUUUUAUUCAUGAUAUUGGGUAUAGAACAGUCUUGGGUAAAUAGGUGAUACAAUAGUUUUGAUUUUAAUUUAUAUCUCCAAGUGUAAGAGAAAAUUCUCUCAUUCGCUCAAAUAAUCAGGAUAAUGUGAUAUAUUAGUAUCAGAUAGAGCUUAGAAAUGGAGAUUUUUCUGUGUGACUGAAAAUUGUUAGGUGCUGUAAGAAAUAUGGGUUAUCAUAAUAGAAAGUGAUGUACUUAUAAAUGUGGUGGUAUAAUGUGACUACAAGUACAAACAGUUGUGGGUUUGUGAUAUAUAGAACUUUUACAUAAAGAAAAAAUUCAUGGGAUAAUGAAACUUUUCCACUUCUAGUUCUCACUAUCAUUAUUUGUUUUUUCCUUCUCUUUCCCAAGAGAAGGAAAAAAUGUCUUGAUUUUCAUAUUACAUCUUUAUUUAAUCAUCAUCAGCAGGAGGAACAACUUACUCAAACAAGAAAGCAAGCCUGCCCCCUUUUAUCCAACAAGCACAAAUAAUAGAACUUGGUGUGUGUGGAUAGAUUAAGAAGUGAUUUAAAACUGAUUGGGUUGUAUGUAACUCAGGCAAGCUCUUAAGGAAGACUUAUGUUGAUCCUUUUAAAUGCUGGCUUUAUAGAGCAUCUUUCUAUUUUCUUUCCUUUUCUCUGUUCAUUAUAUUGGAUAUAAAUUUUCAUCUGAUAUCAUUGAUUAUACAACAUUUCAGUACAAUAGGUGAGAGGUACAUGUUAAAAUUUUUACGUAAUUUCAGGUUCGAAAACUGUUAUAAAUUAUCCAAAGUUUAGCAUAUUGCUGUGAUAUUAAUAGUACCCAAUAUCUUGUUUUUUUUUGUGAUGUUAAAUGCCAGUCUGACUUGAAGGAGAUAGCAACAUCAGUAAAUAUUUUUUUUAAAGAAGUGACCAAGCACUAGCAAAGAACAUUUUUUCUGAAACAUCCCUGUAUAAAGUAUUUCUUUUGUUCAUGUUCAUCAAAUUUAGGCAUUUGUAUUUUGUUCAUUUUAAAGAUAUCUACAAUUUCUUAACGGCAGUAAGUUUUGAUCUACUUUCAUAGGGUUAGGUAUGGUGAGGAUGUCAUUAUGAAGAGUUAACUGUUUUUUAAGAAACUAUAUCACCAGAGUACAAUGAAAGGGACCAGGUUCCAAGUACUGAGAAGCUACAUCUUGUGUGCUGAAAAUUACUUGCUGCCCAAUUCUUUGGUUGUUUGUAAACCUGAAGGAACACACUCGUGUACCUGUGUAUGUGCAUUUCUGCAUAUGCAUGCAGUUUUUGUACACUCAUCAUACAUGAAGUGCAUAACUGAAAGGAACUAAUGUGUGUAAUAGUUAUAUAUUUUUGAACUGUUGUUUUCAAUUGUUUAUUGAAAUUUAUUUUUGUUGAACUACUAGGGAAGAAGGAAGUGUGUGGUAAUUAUACAUGGUGACAUGUAUGAGGGAGUUUGUCGUGUUAAAAAAAUUAUCAAAGUGUUGUAAAAAAAAAAACUAAAAAAAAAAACAACUAAAA